Messenger RNA from Arvicanthis niloticus (Nile rat), 5001 nucleotides. The record is from RefSeq and is a predicted model, not a curated record. NCBI's taxonomy places the organism in Eukaryota, Metazoa, Chordata, Mammalia, Rodentia, Muridae.
AUGUCGAUUCAGGGAGAAGAAACCUUACCUCCAGAUGCUGCUCCACAUCUCCACAUGCAGCAAGGAGCAGGAACUGAGUUAGCCACGGAGAGCAGGACCCUGGGAGAGGGUCCGGACCCUGAGAGAGGGUCAGGUUGUGGAAGCAGUACGAUAGACGUAUCAGCAUACUGCAAGCCACAGUUCCCUGGGGACGCCCAGGGUUCGAUUGUGCCCAUUGAAGACCGAGGUACUCGCUCUAAAAGACGGAAACGAGGAGAUGAAGGCCUCACAUCCCGUGAGAAAAAAAAAAAAAAGAUUUUAACCACAGACGCUGACCACCUCUUGUUAGAUCCUCCUCCCCCUUAUCCACCAGUACCCCAAGCAGCUGCGGGACAAGGAGGCUCUGCCUCAGCAGGAGAACCGGGAGUUGUAACAGCAGCUGCCUCAGCAGGGGAACCGGGAGUCGUAACAGCAGCUGCCGGACAAGGAGGCUCUGCCUCAGCAGGGGAACUGGGAGGUGUGACAACAGGUACAGGACAGGGAAACUCCGAGGAGCAAGGGAGUACAACCUGGGUGGAACCCUCGGCCCCCUUACUUCACCUGGAGGAGGGAAGCCUAGAGGGUCCGGCAGCUGGGACUCGGAGUAAGAAGGUAGUGUCUCCUGACUCUACUGUCUUGCCUCUGUGGGCGUAUGGACCCCCUGAUGAUCAAGGGAACCAGCUUUUCCAGUAUUGGCCUUUCUCAUCAGCAGAUCUUUAUAAUUGGAGAACUCACAAUCCUCCUUUUUCUGAGGACCCCCAGGCCUUGAUAGGCCUAAUUGAUUCCCUUCUUUUCUCUCAUUGGCCCACCUGGGAUGAUUGUCAACAGCUCUUGCAGGUACUCUUUACAACCGAGGAGAGACAGCGUAUCCUCUUAGAAGCCAGAAAGAAUGUUCCCGGGACGGAUGGCAGGCCCACCUCCUUGCAAAAUGAAAUAGACGCAGCCUUCCCGCUGACCAGACCAGAUUGAGAUUUCAAUACAGCAAAUGGUAGGGAGCACCUCAAAAUCUACCGUCAGACUCUAAUGGCGGGGCUCAGAGGAGCCGCGAGACGGCCCACAAAUUUGGCCAAGGUAAGGGAGACAAUCCAGGGUCCUGCUGAAUCCCCCUCAGCCUUCUUAGAACGGCUGAUGGAGGCUUUUCGGCAAUUUACACCCUAUGAUCCAAUGUCUGAUGAACAUAAAGCUACAGUGACAAUAGCUUUCAUUGACCAAUCAGCCAGUGAUAUUAAGAGAAAGUUACAGAAGUUAGAUGGAUUACAAGAUAAAUCUUUGAGGGAUUUAGUACAGGUGGCUGAGAAAGUGUACUAUAACAGGGAGACUGAAGAAGAGAAAGAAAAGAGAAAGCAGAAAGAGCAGGAAGCUAGGGAACUAGAGAAAGAAAAGAGACAGGAAAAGAAUUUGACUAGAAUUUUGGCCACAGUAGUUAGAGAAAGUCGAAGGCCAGGUGAAAGGGUACCGGGCAACCGAAGGAGGCCUUUAGAUAAAGAUCAAUGUGCCCAUUGCAGAGAAAAAAGACACUGGGCAAAAGAUUGCCCGAAGAAAAGGGGGGAUAGACCCCGCCGAGCUCGAGAAGAAGCCCCAGAUCACAAAAUACUGGCUUUGGGUGAAGACAGUGACUAGGGAGGACGGGGUUCGGAUCCCCUCCCCGAGCCCAGGGUAACCUUGAGAGUGGAGGAGAAGCCCACCCAGUUCUUGGUGGAUACUGGGGCUCAGCAUUCAGUCCUUCUACAAACUUCGGGCCCAUUGUCUAAUAAGAAGUCAUGGGUCCAGGGAGCUACUGGCAAUAAACAGUAUUCAUGGACCACCCGAAGGACAGUAGACCUUGGUGUGGGCCGGGUGUCCCACUCAUUCUUAGUCAUUCCAGAGUGCCCCUACCCUCUCCUGGGCAGAGAUCUACUUGCAAAGAUUGGAGCACAGAUUCAUUUUCUUCCAGAGGGCCCCCAAAUAAAAGAUAGACAAGGAAAUGUGUUACAUGUAUUGACUGUGAAACUCGAGGAUGAAUACCGCCUCUUUGAUCACUCAAAAGAUAAUCCCUGCGAUAUGGACUGGUGGCUGAACCAGUUCCCCCAGGCAUGGGCGGAAACCGCAGGGAUGGGUGAGGCUAAAAACCAGCCAGCGGUCCAUGUAGAGCUGAAGGCCUCAGCCACUCCUGUGGCAGUACGCCAGUAUCCAAUGAGCAAAGAAGCCCGAGAUGGGAUUAGACCUCAUAUUCUCAGGUUGUUAGAUCUCGGAAUACUUAAAAAACGCCAGUCAGCAUGGAACACGCCUCUGCUUCCCGUACGAAAGCCAGGCACCAACGACUACCGACCAGUGCAAGAUCUCCGUGAGGUAAACAAACGGGUGACAGACUUACACCCCACAGUACCAAAUCCAUAUAAUUUGUUGAGCUCUCUUCCCCCAGAAAGGACUUGGUACACUGUAUUAGAUCUUAAAGACGCCUUCUUCUGCCUCCGGCUAAGUCCGAAAAGUCAACCCAUCUUUGCUUUUAAAUAGAAGGACCCAGAGACAGGAAUAUCUGGGCAAUUAACAUGGACUCGGCUUCCACAGGGGUUCAAGAACUCCCCUACCAUCUUCGAUGAAGCUCUACACCGGGAUCUCGCCCUGUUCAGAGCAGAAAACCCCCAGGUAACCCUUCUUCAGUUCUUGGACGACCUGCUUCUGGCCGCUCAUGAUAAAGACACAUGCCUCGAUGGAACUCGUCGAUUACUAACUGAACUGGCGAAACUGGGUUACAGAGCCUCUGCCAAGAAGGCCCAGAUCUGCAGAAAACAGGUCAGUUAUUUGGGGUAUCUGCUAAAAGAUGGGAAGCGAUGGCUGUCAGAAGCGAGAAAAGAGACUGUACUUCACAUUCCCUCACCCUCGAAUGCCAGACAAGUGAGAGAAUUCUUGGGGACAGCAGGAUUCUGUCGAUUAUGGAUCCCAGGGUUCGCUGAGAUGGCAGCACCCCUCUAUCCAUUGACCAAAAGUGAUAGACCAUUUGAAUGGGGAGAAAAAGAACAGGCUGCUUUUGACUCCAUCAAGAUGGCUCUAAUGUCAGCCCCUGCCCUGGGACUUCCUGACGUGUCCAAGCCCUUCCACUUAUACGUGGCGGAAAAUGGAGGGGUAGCAAAAGGGGUCCUAACGCAGAAGCUGGGGCCCUGGAAAAGACCAGUGGCAUACCUCUCAAAGAAAUUAGACUCUGUAGCAGCUGGGUGGCCUGCCUGCCUGCGAAUCGUGGCAGCAGUUGUGACCCUAGUCAGAGAUGCUGAUAAGCUGACCCUGGGGCAAGAUUUGGUGGUGACUGCUCCCCAUGCAUUAGAGAGUGUGGUCCGCCAGCCUCCUUGGCUCACUAACGCCCGAAUGACUCACUAUCAGACUUUGUUACUAAAUUCAGACAGGAUCAGUUUCACUCCAGCCACGGGGCUGAACCCAGCCACCCUGCUGCCAGACUCGAAUAUCGGAGCACCAGUUCAUGACUGCCAGCAAGUGCUUGCAGAGGCACACGGCUGGCAAAAGGACUUGAGCGAUCAGCCUCUGGCGGAUGCGGAGGUAACCUGAUAUACUGAUGGUAGCAGCUACCUUGAAAACAGAAAAAGGAAGGCCGGGGCUGCAGUGGUAGAUGGACAAAAGGUAAUAUGGGCACAAACACUACCGGAAGGCACCUCUGCCCAGAGGGCUGAGCUGAUAGCGCUAACAAAAGCCCUGGAACUGGGAAAAGAUAAAAAGGUUAAUAUUUACACAGAUAGUAGAUAUGCCUUUGCUACAGCCCAUGUCCAUGGGGCUAUCUACCAGCAGCGAGGCCUCCUCACGUCAGCUGGAAAGGAAAUCAAAAAUAAGACUGAGAUUUUAGCGCUACUUGAGGCAUUACAUCUGCCCUUUAAAGUGAGCAUCAUCCACUGCCCCGGCCACCAAAGAGAGACCUCUGCGGUUGCAAAAGGAAAUAAUAUGGCUGACAGAGAAGCGAGGAGAGUAGCGGGUGAAACGAUUUUUGCUAUGACUGUGGCAGAAAAUAAAGCCGAACCCACACCUCCAUUUCAAUAUACAGCCCAAGAUUUAGCCUUAAUGACUGAAAUUGAGAAAGAGUUUGAUAAGGACUUGAGAGUGUGGAAAACCCCAGCUAGAAAAAUAAUUCUGCCCCAAAAAGAGGCAGAGGAGAUGGUAAAACAGAUGCACCAAUGGACUCACCUUGGAGUUAAGAAACUUGUGGCUACUAUGUUAAACACCAAAUUCCACGUACUUGGGCUAACACGGUUGGUUAGAAAUAUUGUACACGCAUGUGUACCCUGUCAAAUGGUAAAUGCCUGCCGAACCAAAGUUGAACCUGGCAAACGCCUCUGAGGGAACAGACCCGGAACUUACUGGGAAGUAGAUUUUACAGAGAUCAAGCCUGCCAGAUAUGGUAAUAAGUACCUCCUAGUGUUUGUAGAUACAUUUUCCGGAUGGACAGAGGCGUUCCCAACAAAGAAAGAGACAGCAGCGGUGGUGGCGAAAAAGAUCCUAGAGGAAAUCUUUCCACGAUUUGGGGUACCUAAGGUAAUUGCCUCGGACAAUGGGCCUGCCUUCGUUGCCCAGAUCCUGUACGGGGCUCCAGCUCCUCUGGCUACCAUAAAUGAAGUAACUAGACUUACUUGUCAUGGUAACAGUGAUUUAUAUGCUAGGUUAAGAGGACUCCAAGCAGUACAGAAAGAAGUGUGGACCCAGCUGGCCCACGCCUAUGAACCAGGGACCCCAGAGACAUCUCACAGGUUCCAGGUCGGGGACUGCGUCUACGUCCGACGGCACCGCGCCCAAACUUUGGAGCCACGCUGGAAGGGACCAUUUCUGGUGUUGCUAACCACUCCCACUGCUGUGAAGGUUGAUGAAAUAUCGGCUUGGAUCCACGCCUCUCAUGUAAAACCAGCUCCAGAGGGACCAUCGCCUAAGUGGACACUCCGACGCACUCAAAACCCGCUCAAGAUAAAGAUCCAAAGGCAGACUGUAGCUGACCAACAUGAUUCCACCUGA